Messenger RNA from Sander lucioperca (pikeperch), 2713 nucleotides. It is a transcript of the gene slc35a5, whose product is annotated as solute carrier family 35 member A5. The record is from RefSeq and is a predicted model, not a curated record. Gene Ontology annotation, molecular function: pyrimidine nucleotide-sugar transmembrane transporter activity. Bases 162 to 1481 code for a protein of 439 amino acids. The transcript has 10 exons. Gene Ontology annotation, cellular component: Golgi membrane. Gene Ontology annotation, biological process: pyrimidine nucleotide-sugar transmembrane transport. Lineage: Eukaryota; Metazoa; Chordata; Actinopteri; Perciformes; Percidae.
CAGUGCGUGUGGGAUGACGUCAACACGGCACCUGUGACAGUACGCCUGCGCGGAUCAACCAGGAAGAGCAAUAUGCUUUAGAUAUGGCACUUCCCAACAAAUCUAGGAAAAAAGGGAAAAAAGAACAACAAGUUUGACUGCUUCCACCUCCAGUCCUAGCCAUGGUGUGCUGCCAGUCCUGCACCAGGAUGUGCUCCCGCUCGUCGGCCUACACUCUGGCCCUCGGCAUGGGCUUCGUAACUCUGGGGACCAGUCGCAUCCUGCUGCUCAAAUUCUCUGCAAAUUCUGAGAACAAGUACGACUUCCUCCCUGCGUCCGUCAAUCUCCUUGCUGAGGCGCUCAAACUGCUCUUCUGCCUGGCUAUGUCGGUCAGGGUCAUAGUCCAAGAGGGACGAUCCCGCAGAGAGCUUGGCUGUUCCUCCAGCGCCUCCUUCCUCAACUCCCUGAAGUGGGCCAUCCCGGCUUUCCUCUACUUCCUCGACAACCUCAUCAUCUUCUACGUGAUGACCUACCUGCAGCCUGCCAUGGCGGUGUUGUUCUCCAACUUUGUCAUCCUGACCACAGCUGUACUCUUCAGGAUUGUUCUGAAGAGGCGCCUGUCCUGGGUUCAGUGGGCAGCGUUGUUUGUCCUCUUCCUGUCCAUUGUUUCCUUGACGACAGGAUCGGGGAGCAGCCAAAACUCCAUAGCCGUGCCAGGUCUCCACUCCAACCCCCACUCCACCCCCUCCAACUCCUGCCUACUCUACACUCAGCUGCUGGAGCAGAUGAGGAACAGCAGUGCCAGUGCGUCGUGGGUGUCGUCCCUGCCCGGGCAGGCCUGGAGGGACAGCGUAGUGGAGAAGCUUCGGUCUCUGGGUGUAGGUCACAUCCUGCUCCUCCUCCAGUGCUUCAUCUCGGCCAUGGCCAACAUCUACAACGAGAAGAUCCUGAAAGAAGGAGACCAGCUCACGGAGAGCAUCUUCAUCCAGAACAGUAAAUUGUAUGCCUUCGGCGUGGUGUUUAACGGUCUGACCCUCGGGCUCGGCAGCGAGGCUCGGGGCCUCGCUGUGCACUGUGGCCUCCUGCAUGGACAUAAUGUCUACUCCCUGUGUCUAGUGCUGGUCACUGCUGCCCUGGGUUUAUCUGUGGCCUUCAUCUUGAAAUUCAGAGACAACAUGUUCCACGUGCUGACGGGCCAGAUCAACACGGUCCUGGUCACCGCCCUCUCCCUCUUCCUCUUCGACUUCCGCCCUUCGCUGGACUUCUUCCUCCAGGCUCCCAUAGUCCUGCUGGCCAUCUUCAUCUACAACGCCAGCCGGCCCAAGGACCUGGAAUACAGCCUGCAGCAGGAAAAACUGCGGGUCAUCAACGGGGAGGUGUUCGAGAGGUCCAGAGGGGUAGGGAGCAAACCGCUUCGCUCAACUCACCUCCAUGACGGCGAGGAGCUGGAGCUCCUGACAAAGCCCAACACAGACAGUGAAUCCGAGGAGGAGUCUUUGUAGUACUGACUGACAAGACCCAAGGUAUUGUUCUUCACCGCUGCUAAACAGUACAGACUCAUGGAGGCAGCGCGCUCGCUGACUCUGUCAAAGCAUUUAUUCGAAUGGCGUGACUGGCAGUGAUGGUGGGGUCAUUUGAUGAACUCUGUCCGACUCUUGUGAUUCCUCCGACUAUUGUGUAUAUUUUGAAAUGUGCCUGUCUGUAUACGAGCGCCGUCAUUUACAGAGAAACAUCAUUGGAUGUUAGGGCUGCACGAUAUGAGGAGAAUAUGCGACAUGCGAUAACGUUGUUGAAUAUCGCGAUAACGAUAUCAUUUGCGAUAAAUAAUCAGAUAAAGUGUUCUCAGUUCUGCUGCUUUCAGUAUUCUGCUGAAAUACAACAAACUGCUUGUUGAAUUUAAAACAAGUAAAAAGGAAAUCAUUUCCAACGUUGUUUUAUUGAAGAAAUUGAACAUAAAAGGCAGCACUAAAUGAAGAAUGACAGUUACAGUACAUUUUCAAGCGCAGUUUCUACUCAUAUUUUCUUUCAACUAAUACAAAAAUAUCUCUAAGUGUCUUUCGCGAUAUGUCGCAGCCUUUCGAGAUAUGGUUAUUGCACCAGUUGAUAAUGCGAUUAUAAAAACCGAUAUAUUGUGCAGCCCUAGUGUAUGUGCUUGGAAAAUAGCCGUCACCGUGUUUGGCAUUCGGGAUCAUUAAGGGUGUCUGUUAUGUAUAGUUUUAUUUCUUCUAAUGAUUCCUGUUGAGUGUGCAGCUAUUUGACAUCUUGCAGGUAAUGACCAGUCACACAGUUGUAUGAUUGUAUUUGGCUUGUAAUUGUUGUGUACCGUGUAAAAGACGUGCGUAUUCAAUGGUCAGUAUUUAAAACACUGUGGAAAACUGAAGCGCCACUUUCCAGUACAAAGUCACAAACUACAGCUUCAACUAUACAUUACCAGGAAUGUAUACGCACAACGGGACUGAUGUUUCCAUUACAGUUUUACGGAGCUUUCUAUUUCUCCCGCUCACUCAGUGUAUUUUCUUAAACAUGAACGAGAACCAUGAGCAUCUACAGAACUGACCAGUUAGUACGCCUGCAUUUCUGAAAGCACAACAAAGUGGUUCUUGGUUCUCCUACUUGGCCUUUUUUUUUUUGUCACAUUGAUGUGAUUACAACUGUGAAAUAUAGUUCUUUUAAGAUUCUUCUUGUGCCAUUAAAUUUGAAUGCUUGUUCUGAAAUAAACUUCAAGUAAAUUGCU